AUGCUCGACCUUGCCAGGCGCGCCUUGGAACUCGGUCUUGACCCCAACGAGCCGGCCCCCGGACGCACGAGAAACUACUACUAUGAUGAGCAUGACCUGGAACGCGACAGCCAUGACUACAAUGGCACGAUGGUGCUGCUCAUCGCUGUACGGCGAGCAGACUUGCCGCUUGUCUCCCUCCUGCUCCAAUAUGGCGCAAAUCCAUCCGCAGCUGGCAGGGACCGUGGCAGUGACAACAAUUACUCGACACCCCUCAUCACAGCAGCCCGCCAAGACAACUUGGAGCUCUUCCGCCUGCUCAUCAGCGCCCACGAUGGGACAAGCCGCAAAGUCACGACCUGGUCACGCCGCUCACUCCUCGAGAUGCGUGACUGGCUCGGCCGAACGGCGCUCCACGAGGCAACCAACCGCGGCCAUGACGCCAUCGUACGCUUUCUCAUCUCGCGGGGAAGCAUCGUCGAUGCCCGCGACAGUAGGGCGAUGACGCCCUUGCUCUGCGCCAUCCAAAAGGGCCACAUGAGCACUGUACAAGUGCUUCUCGAGGCUGGCGCGGAUCCCUGGCUACACCGGGACGACUGGCAUGGUGCCCUCGAUCUCGCGGCCGACGCGGUACCUGCCGGGGGCGGCGACCGGCUUGACAUUCUGCGAGCCAUAUGGCUGGCCUUGUCCAAACCUAGACCAUUUGGCCAAAGCUAUGACGCGGAUUGGCACCUGCGCCGGACGCACCGCGUCCUCGCUGGGGCAAAGGCCCCAGCCGUCAAGCUGCUCCUGGACUUGGGUGUCGACCCUGACCUGGAACACAAAGCCGAAAGGACGCCCCUGAUGGCUCGUGCAGAGAGCAUCAGCGGCAAUGUCGACGAGGUCCAGCUCCUCAUUGAUGCCGGCGCGGAUGUCAACUGGUCCGGACCAGUCGACAUCACGACUCCGCUCAUGGUUGCCGUUAUAUGUGGCAACGUCGAGUUGGCGCGGCUCUUGCUCGCUCGCGGAGCAUUCGCGGAUGUCAGAAACCUGGUAGGCUCAUCUGCGCUGAACCUUGCUGCAUCACAGGGUUCCGAGCCCAUGGUUCGCCUUUUGGUUGAUCACCUGGGACAACAACAAAAUCCUGCCGGCGCCACCCUUGCCGACGAGCUCAAGAGGACAAAUAACGCGGGCGAGACCCCUCUGAUGUCGGCGCUCUCGGCCUCCUCUUCUGUAGUCGAGAUAUUCAGGAUAUCAAGGCUGCUGCUUGAGCAUGGAGACCCUGCCGCCAUGGCUAACAGCACCACUAACGAAGGAGUGACGCCGCUGGAGCGCGCUAUCAAUACGUGUGAUGUCCGCGUGCUGGAGCUGCUCAUGGACGCGGGCGCAGACAUUGAGGCUUUGGACAGCCAGGGUAGAACAGCGCUCGCCCACGCCGUCUCCAGUCUCGAGCAAGACAUGGUGCGCUGUCUGAUCGAAAGGCAGCCUCGGCCCGCACAUGUUAAUGUCUGUUGGACACGACCGGCGGUCGAUGAUAUACCGGAGCAGCGCCUCACGCCCCUGGCAAGCGCGGCAUACUCCAACGCGGAGCAGCUCGUCAGGAUCCUGCUCGGACACGGCGCCGAUGUCGAGUUCGCCCUCGGUGUGGACCCGGGGCUGAUGGACCAUGUCCGUGAUAGACAGGCGGAGCGCGGCGGGGAUAUGCUUGAGUUGCUGCUUGAACACAUGAGCAAGGAUCUACAUGCAAGAUAUAACGAUCCUGCCUGGCGAUUAACUCUGGACCAGGAGGUCUGA
Molecule: messenger RNA, 1752 nt
Organism: Microdochium trichocladiopsis
Lineage: Eukaryota; Fungi; Ascomycota; Sordariomycetes; Xylariales; Microdochiaceae
Product: ankyrin repeat-containing domain protein
Exons: 1
Coding region: 1-1752 (583 amino acids)
Molecular function (GO): protein binding
Source: RefSeq, a predicted model, not a curated record